CCCGCGGCCGCCGCCGCCAUUUCGGGCACUGCUGUGAAGCUGAGACCCGAGCCGGUCCGCUGGGCGGCGGGCGUCGGGGCAGGAGGGGCGCGCGUGCCGGCGGCGGCCCAGCGUGUAGGCGCGGAGGCGGCCAUGGCGGGCAACUUCGACUCGGAGGAGCGGAGUAGCUGGUACUGGGGGCGGUUGAGCCGGCAGGAGGCGGUGGCGCUGUUGCAGGGCCAGCGGCACGGGGUGUUUCUGGUGCGGGACUCGAGCACCAGCCCCGGGGACUAUGUGCUCAGCGUCUCCGAGAACUCGCGCGUCUCCCACUACAUCAUCAACAGCAGCGGCCCGCGCCCGUCUGUGCCACCGUCGCCCGCCCAGCCUCCGCCCGGGGUGAGCCCCUCCAGACUCCGAAUAGGAGAUCAAGAGUUUGAUUCAUUGCCUGCUUUACUGGAAUUCUACAAAAUACAUUAUUUGGACACUACAACAUUGAUAGAACCAGUUUCCAGAUCCAGACAGGGUAGUGGAGUGAUUCUCAGGCAGGAGGAGGCAGAGUAUGUGCGAGCCCUCUUUGACUUUAAUGGGAAUGAUGAAGAAGAUCUUCCCUUUAAGAAAGGAGACAUCCUGAGAAUCCGAGAUAAGCCUGAAGAGCAGUGGUGGAAUGCAGAGGACAGCGAAGGCAAGAGGGGGAUGAUUCCAGUCCCUUACGUCGAGAAGUAUAGACCUGCCUCCGCCUCAGUAUCGGCUCUGAUUGGAGGUAACCAGGAGGGUUCCCACCCACAGCCACUGGGUGGGCCGGAGCCUGGGCCCUAUGCCCAACCCAGCGUCAACACUCCGCUCCCUAACCUCCAGAAUGGGCCCAUUUAUGCCAGGGUAAUCCAGAAGCGAGUCCCUAAUGCCUACGACAAGACAGCCUUGGCUUUGGAGGUCGGUGAGCUGGUAAAGGUUACGAAGAUUAAUGUGAGUGGUCAGUGGGAAGGGGAAUGUAAUGGCAAACGAGGUCACUUCCCAUUCACACAUGUCCGUCUGCUGGAUCAACAGAAUCCUGAUGAGGACUUCAGCUGAGUAUAGCUCAACUAACAGUUUUGCUGACAGAUGGGAACAAUCUUUUUUUUUUUUUUUUUCUGAGUGUCAUCUAUACAAUUUUCUUACAGAUGUCAAAGCAGUCUAGUUUAUAUAAGCAUUCUGUACCUGUGAUCUUUUUUAGACUGAACUACAUCUCUAGUCUCAUUUACCAUGUUCAGGGUACGAAACUGGAGGCCUUGUGUGUUAACUUCUGAAUUGGCAAUUUUAGGUGGUAGCAGCCAUGCCUGAGUGUAUCAGAAGGGAUGGAUAUUUUGCCUCCUUUCCCUCAGGUAGUGCGAAUCAACCUGUGGAAAACUGAUGGACAAGAGAGGAAUAUUGCAUGCUGCUUACCCUGAUUUAUUCAAUGGUUUUGUUUUCAUUUUGAAACCAUGCUAUCAAAUGGCAAUAGACUGUUCCCUCCCACCCCCAUGAAGUAAUCUUGCACCGUGUGAAUAGUAAGUACCCAGUGGGAUUGCUUUUUCAUUUAUAGAACAUGACCACUGUAUGACUCAUUCUGACAGUUCAAAUCCUGAGAUUUCUGAGGACACUACUAGAGGCAUUUGUCGUCUUUCCUAGUCAAUGCUUCAUACUUUUUCUUGGGAUUCUUUAAAUCCUUGUUAUUCUUUUCCCCCAGGCCUACAGAUAGGUUCAUUCUCAAGAAAAGUGUUUCUUUUCAUUCCAGAUGACAAGCAAGAUGUGCAGAGCACUUUAUUCAGUGCAUAGCUUUAAGCCAGUUUUGGAUUCACUGAGUGGACACCCAAACUCCCAGCUUUCUGCCUUCCCUCAAGGGGUCAUAGUAGGUUCACACUGCUACCACAGCUAAACAGACUUCUGGCUAAUGGGAUCCAGUGGGGUCAUUCCUCCUGAGUGCUAGUAUCCUAUUAAGGGACUCUUUGAAAUUCUUAGCUUCUACUUAGAGUGGAAGGACCAAUCACUUAGACUAUUCCAUAGAUGGUUGUAGGGCCAAAUUCUGCCCUUUGCUUUAUAUGCAACUUGUAUAAAAGUCAAGUUAAAACUACAUGAGUUUGGGAUAGGGUUAGCGCUUUGAGAAACAUUGGAACCAAUCAUGAAUUACUUAUGUAUUAUUCAUUUUACAUGGUCAGAAUAGUGCUUGAAGUGCAUUACAUUAUCAACUGCCUUCAUUUUUGGCUCUUUUUUUUUUUUUUUUUUUUUUUUGGCUCUUUUUCUUUAUGUUCCAGUUUAGUUUACAAAUCCUUUUAAGUGUGGAAUGGUUUAUAUGGGGUCAGGUGCUCCAAAGAAUAGAUUUCUGAGACCAAAAAUGAUCUAGGCUAUUUAGACUACAAUAUGAAACCUUCAAAGUUAGUUCCCAGUCUAGGAAGACACUUACUGGUCUAUGGUGUGAUAUGACCCAUAGAAACACAUUAUAUUUUGCUUUGGGCCUCAUUUAAGAAAAGUAAUGUAUCUUUCUAAUUGUUUUUACAUAGGUUAAUGAUUAUUAUGCAUUCUUUGAACAUAUACCAAAUCAUGGUAUCCCAGUGACUAGCACAAUGCCUGGCAUAGUCAGUGUGCAGAUGUUUAUGUGAGUGAAUGAGGGGUGUGCAGAAGCUCUUUAUAUGGCACAGAGAAGCCAGCUGACACAGGAUUAUUACAUACCACAAGCAAACUAAUGAGUUGACGCUAAUUUAAUGUAUUUUUACCUCACACUAAGGUAAUGCUUGAUAAAGAUAGUAAUAUUCAACUUUUAAAAGUUAGCACAGUGCAAUGCACAUAGUGGGUGCUCAAUAAUGUUAAAUAAACAGAUUUGCAAUACUAGACUUCAUUCCAUCUGACUACUCUUAAAUUUUCAGUUAGAGCAUAGAUACUGUAAAAUCCAAAUACACACAUUAAAUCUUGUUUUCCUGAAAGUAUGACAUCUAAAAUACUUGUAGAAAAACCUUGUCAUGAACUGAUUUGAAUGUUUGUAUUUUCUUUUGCCUUUGACUUUGAUACUGGCUUGUAAUGUCUCUUUUCAUCAUUUGUAAUAUUAGUGGGACAUUCAACUCUACCUAAAUCAUAAGAAUUUUUCAACAAUAAGUUGUCUGAAGCCAUUAAAUGAACUUGGGUUGGAUUUGGCUGGCUGUGACCGUUGUUGGACCUUAAAUCAAAGGACUUCUAAUAAGUAUCUUCCAAAAGCAAAUGCUAGAAUCCUAUUCAAGUGCAUAUGUACAUUGUCACAGAGCAAAGUAAACUAAUUGGCUGCUAUAUUUUAUAUAAUCAUUUCUGCAAAAGCCCAGUUUUGGAUACUAAUAUUUGACAUGGUUAAAUCUUAUUAAUUUGUUGGAAUUGUUUAUUGUUAAUAAUGCAAAUAGAUAAUUUUUAAUUAUCCUUAAGUAACAUUUCACUAUUAAUGGUUUGAAAUGGGUGGUAAGCAAACCAAUUUGAAAUAAAAUAUGAACAUGUGCCAUUGUAUUAUAACACUAUACACUUUCUUGACAGUUAAAUUUUUUAAAAAUGUUUUUUUGUAGCAUGUAUUGUAUAUGUUUAUAGUAUAUGUAGUAAAUAAAAAUAUGGCCAAAUGUUUGGCUUGGUGAUCUUU
Messenger RNA from Nyctereutes procyonoides (raccoon dog), 3583 nucleotides. It is a transcript of the gene CRK, whose product is annotated as CRK proto-oncogene, adaptor protein. The transcript is spliced from 3 exons. The coding region runs from base 133 to 1047 and encodes 304 amino acids. NCBI's taxonomy places the organism in Eukaryota, Metazoa, Chordata, Mammalia, Carnivora, Canidae. The record is from RefSeq and is a predicted model, not a curated record. Gene Ontology annotation, molecular function: protein binding.